Molecule: messenger RNA, 1275 nt
Organism: Purpureocillium lilacinum
Lineage: Eukaryota; Fungi; Ascomycota; Sordariomycetes; Hypocreales; Ophiocordycipitaceae
Source: RefSeq, a predicted model, not a curated record
AUGCUGCCACGCGCGGCGGCCGCCUUUGGGCGCGCCUCCAACGCACUCAUCCCCGCUACGAGACAACGACUAGCCGCCCGCCCGCAGCUCAUCGUCCGCCGGAACAUAUCGCUUCUGCCCUGGAAGCGGAACAAGGUCCAGGAACCACUGCCUGUGUACUUCUCCAGAGCGCCGUCACAGUCAAGACCGGGAGCAUGGCGGGGCCGCCUCGGACGAGUGGCAUUCACGACAUUUGCCCUGUACGCGUGUUGGCAAAUAUUCGCGACCGUCGUCUUUGACCCCCUGCUCGACUGGGCCGAGCACGAAUGGGACUCCCUCUCCGAGAAGGAAAAGCAAGAGAUGGAGGGCUUCGCCGAGGAGGACGAGCCUAUCCUCUUCCUGCCGUUCCCGUUCACGACCAAAGAGGUCCAGCAGCCGCCGUACAAGGGCUCGGACCCGGAGUGGGCCAUGUUCCUGGCCGUCAACAAGGAUCAGCAGCUGCAAAAGGACAUCAAAUUUGGCCUUGCAGAGGUCAUACGGCGAGGCGUCGAGCGAAAUCCAGCCUAUGUGAGACUUCUUGGAGGCAACAUCAAACUCAAGAAGAUGUGGCUCGACAUCAUCUACCCUCCACGACCGCCGGCCAGGCAUUUUAUCUCUGGUGUUGUGGUCGAUGAUGACGGCAUCUACUGGGGCGACCGACCCAUAGACUCCUUGGCUGCUAGCCACCUGAACAUGGCCAUAUACCCUAAGGCCGUCGCCAUGACCGUCUGGACGUUUGUCAACUUCCUCUUCAAGCAAACAGCCCAAGACGUCGCCAAAGCCCUGGGACUCGGCUCGGCGCCUCCCGAGGAGACAACCUGGCAGUCCGUCGCCCUCAACCGGUGGCGCGAGCAGGGCUGGCGGGAGCAAGGCGCCUUCGGCGGCCCGGGUAAGCAGCCCGCCGGUGCCCCGGCCCAGCAACCGCAGCCCGACAAGCAGCCCGCCGGCUUUCCCAUCCAGACGGCCGGCGGCGACAUCCUCGGAACGCCCUUUAGCGGCGAGUCCCAGCUCGACCCGCGCAUCCAGGCAGCCCUCCAGGCCGCCAGCCUGACCUUCUCCAAGAACUGGCAGCCCGCCAUGCAGCCCCCUAACCGCGGCUGCAUCCGCGUCGACGGCCUCAUCGAGCUGCAGGGCAAGGCCGCCGUCAUGGCCGUCUACGUCCUGGGGUGGUACGACCCCAAGCAGAGGAAGUUUAUGGGCAUACAGACGGGGCUGAAGCACCUGAUUCAGCUUAAACAGCGGCCUGCCGGUGGCUGA